Messenger RNA from Centropristis striata (black sea bass), 11102 nucleotides. It is a transcript of the gene fras1, whose product is annotated as Fraser extracellular matrix complex subunit 1. The record is from RefSeq and is a predicted model, not a curated record. The coding region runs from base 228 to 11078 and encodes 3616 amino acids. Lineage: Eukaryota; Metazoa; Chordata; Actinopteri; Perciformes; Serranidae. The transcript has 62 exons. Gene Ontology annotation, biological process: cell communication. Gene Ontology annotation, cellular component: membrane.
GUUAAAUCCUCCUCCGGCUGCAGAGUCAAAUCUGAUCGAUGGAAUUAGCAUAAAAUGAAAUGUGAGAAUGUGUCUGAGAGAGAGACUUCAAGUCUCCAAGAGUCCUGAUGCAUAAAACUUAAUGUCAGUCAGUCAGUCAGUCAGUCAGUCAGUCAGUCAGGAACAGAGAAUCUGUUCUUCAGAUUCAAGAUGCAAACAUAUUGUAUUGGAUUUCACAAAUGAAAUGAAUGAAAUGUGUGUUUCCAGUCCCGUGCCAUGCAGACUGCCUGUCCUGUUCGGGGACUCCGGACCACUGUGAGAGCUGCAGGGACCAGAAGUCUGUCCUCCACCAGGGACGCUGUCUGUCCGUCUGUCCUGCUGGUUACUAUGCCGACGGACGAGUGUGUUCAGCCUGCCAGCCUUCCUGUCUCACCUGUUCCAGCAGGUGGGACUGCCUGUCUUGUGGCCCCCAGCGGCCCCUGCUGAGCGCUGAUAGCGGCGAGUGUCUGGCCUCGUGUCCUCGCCGUUCCUACCGCCAUGACACCACACACUGUCACAGUUGUGAUGACUCGUGCUCAGAGUGCCGUGGGCCGGGUCGGGACGAGUGUUUGUCGUGUUCGGACCCGGCUGCCUUGCUCAAAGACGGGGAAUGUGUUCCCGACUGUGGCGCCGGGUUCUACAGCCAGGAAGGAGUCUGCUACGGCUGCGACCCGUCCUGCGCCUCCUGUUUCCCUGACAACCCAAAGUGCAUGAGCUGUCUGCCUGGGACCGCCUUGCAUCAUGGGAAAUGUAUUUCCGAGUGUCCGGCGGAGCAUUACCUGGACAGCCACAGCAGAUGCAGAGCCUGCCACAGCUCCUGCGCCUCCUGCUGGGGUCCGUCGGUGUCCCAGUGCUCCUCGUGUCCAGCUGGGCUGCUCCUCCACCAGGGUCAGUGUGUGGAGGCCUGUGGGGAGGGGCUCUACUCCCAGGACCACAGCUGCCACAACUGCCACCCCUCCUGCCGGUCCUGUGUGGGUCCUCUGGCCUCAGACUGCCUCAGCUGUCUGAAACCAGAAGAAGUCCUGCUGCCUCAGUCCAGAUACCUGCAGCACGGAGUCUGCACCGCCAGAUGCCCCGCCCACAGCUACCUGGACCACACCCACACCUGCAGAGAGUGCGACUCGUCCUGCUGGCUCUGCUCCGGUCCGUCUGCAGACAACUGCUCGUCCUGUCGGUCCCCGUCCGGCCUGCACCAGGGACGCUGCGUCCCCACAAGCCCACAAGGCUUCUUCAUCCAGGACAACCAGGUCCAAGCGUGCCACCCGUCCUGUCUGAGCUGCUCCGGUCCGUCCCAGGCCGACUGCUCCUCCUGCUCCUCGAUGGCGUCGCUGCAGAACGGAUACUGCAGGACAAGCUGCCAGGACGGCUUCUUCCUCAGCGCCGCCACCGGAGUAUGCCUCAGCUGCAGCCCAGACUGUCAGCGCUGCACGGCCGACCUCCACACCAGGACCAGUGGGACCAGUGGGACCAGUGGAACCAGUGGAACCAGUGGGACCAGUGUGUGUCUGUGGUGCAAGGAGUCCAGGGCCCUGCUGUUGGGGGACCACUGUGUCCCCGUGUGUCCCCGGGGCCACUACAGCUGGCACGGGGCCUGCAUCAAAUGCCAUGCGUCCUGUGAGGGCUGCAGCGGGGCGGGGCCUCUGUCCUGUACUUCCUGUCCCCCCGGCGGCGUCCUGCUGCCGUCGGGUCUCUGCGCACCCAGAUGUCCCCGCGGUUACUACGACAACGGCCACCGGGUCUGUCACGCGUGCGACGGCCAGUGUCUGACCUGUGACAUGCCCAGCGUCUGCACCGCCUGCCGCCACCCGGCCAAGGUGCUGCUGUUCGGGGAAUGCCAGUACGACAGCUGCGCCCACCAGUACUACCUGAACACCACCACCAGGACCUGCAGAGAGUGUGACUGGAGCUGUAACGCCUGCAGAGGUCCUCUGAGGACGGAUUGUCUCCUGUGCAUGGACGGAUACGUCCUGCAGGACGGAGUCUGCUCCCAGAGCUGCUCACCUGGAUCCUUUGAGGACGGAGACAGAUGUCUCGGUUGUGAUGACCACUGUGUGGACUGUGGGGGUCCGGGUCGCUGCCGGCGCUGCCAGCCCCCCUACGCCUCCCUGCAGGGUCACUGUGUGCUGGACUGUGGCAGGAACUACUUCCUGGACGGAGAAGUCUGCAAACCGUGCUCCUCUGACUGCGUCCUGUGUGACGGUGUGGGACGCUGCAGCGCCUGCCGGGACCACGCCUUCCUCCUGGACGGAUACUGCACGCCAGACUGUGGACACGGCUUCUACGCCGACCACCAGACCAGGACCUGCCACGUGAACGCCGUCCCCCCGGCCCUCCAGGUCAACGGGUCCCUGCUGGUCCCCCUGGGUGGUGUGGCCCCGCUGACCCCCAGCCUGCUGCAGGUCCGGGACCCCGACAGUCCCCCGGAGCGACUCGUCCUCCAGCUGGUCCAGGACCCCACCAACGGACACCUGGUCCUGUUCAGAGGAGAGGGGGCGGGGCUAGACCUGACCAAGGACCACACCUUCACCUGGGACCAGCUGAGGGCCGGACGGGUCCGCUUCAGGCACCAUAAGGACAAGUCCAGGAGUGGAGAGUUAACCCUUCGAGUGUCUGACCCGCAGCUCUUCUCUCAGCCACAAACGGUCCAAGUCCAAGCCGUCUCCAUGCAGCCUCCGAGGGUGGUGACUCUGACUCCUCUCGUCGUGGAGCGCCGCGGCGCCGUGGCAACCAUCACCAAGUCGGUGCUGCAGGUGGACGACCCCGACAACCCGGCCGACGUGCUGGUCAUGGUGCUGGAGCCCCCGCGACACGGCCGGCUGACCUACGCCCACGCGGACCGGCCGCUCAGCCGCUUCAAGCUGGAGGAUCUGAACCGCCAGCAGAUCCAGUACGUCCACCACGGAACCCAGGAGAACCAGGAGAACCAGGAGAACCAGGAGAACCAGGACCAGACGGUGCUGCAGAUCAACGACGGACACAGCUACAGGAACCUCCUGCUGGAGGUCCAAGUCAGGGACAAGGUGUCUGACUCUCCUCAGGUGUCCUCUACUCCGGUCACCUGGGUGAAGGAAGGAGGGAUGGUUCGGCUGGACAGGAAGUACCUGCAGGCGGACUAUAAGGGGGUCAGCAGAGACCACAUCGUCUACUCCAUCCUGGCCUCAGAGGGACAACCUAAAUACGGUGAGGUGUUGCUGGUGUCCAUGCCUGCUGACGGUCCUGCAGACGGCUGGCGUCCUUCUCUAACAGACGACCGGAGCUUCACCUCCACGUCCUCCUUCACCCAGCAGGACGUCAACGACGGCGCCGUCUGGUACCGCCACCACGGGGGCAGCGCCACCAGGGACUCCUUCAGCUUCCAGGUCUCCAGUGAGGCGGCCCCCCUCCUCCAGAGUGAUGUUCAGACCUUCUCCAUCGGGGUUCUUCCUCAGACUCCUGGAUUCCCUCAGCUGGACCCAGAAUGUGACCUGCAGGUCACGGCUCUGGAGGACCGUGUGACUGAGUUAACCCAAUCAGCUCUCUCCUUCAUCGACUCUGACACUCCCAACGACAAACUGAUGUACAACAUCACCAAACCACUGCUGCAGGGACAAGGAUCUAUUGAACAUGUGGACCGUCCGUAUCAACCCGUCUCUGUCUUCAGUCAACACGACGUCAACAACUGGAAGAUCAUCUACAGACCUCCAGCUGCUCCAACACACCUGCAGGAGCUCUACCAGUACUCCUUCAUAGGUCUCCCCGAGUCACUCAGCGUCUACUUCACAGUGUCUGACGGGGAACACACCUCCCCUGAGUUGGACUUUGCCGUCCUGCUGCUGUCCAACCACCACCAGCCUCCGGUGUUCCAGGUCCUGGAUCCUCUGCUGGAGGUCCGCCGGGGGGGGCAGGCCCCCAUAGGCGGCCAGCAGCUGGCGGUGAGUGAUGCUGAUACGUCUCCAGACGAGUUGGAGUUUGAGCUGGUGGAGGCUCCGGUCCACGGAGAGCUGGUCAGGACAGACGGAGACACACACACCAGCAUGAACAACGGUGACGUCUUCACCUUCAGUGACAUCACCCGUAACGUGCUGCUGUACCGCCACGCCGGCCUCAGCAACCAGGACGACGCCCUCAGCUUCUCCGUCAGCGACGGCAUGUCCAUGGCCUCCACCGUGGUGCAGGUGGUGGUUCUGGGCCCCGGAGGGGACGGACCCCACCGCGACCCGGCCGCCACUCUGAGUCUGGAAGUAGGAGAGAAGAGCAGCACCGUCAUCAGACGCUCACACCUGGCUUACACCGACGAGUCGUCUGGAGACGAGCAGAUCCAGAUGCAGCUGGUGUCGGUGCCGAUGUACGGCAUCCUGACCAGGAGUCAGCAGGAGCACCAGGAGCUCCGGGAGUACUCCUCCUUCACCAUGGAGGACAUCAGCAAGCACCGCAUCAGGUACGUGACGUCGUUGGAGACGGGCAACCAGCCGGUAACAGACGUUUUCCACUUUGUUGUUUACGACGGAGACAACAAUCGCCUCGACAACCAGAUGGUCACCAUCACCAUCAGCUCCACGCCACGGCAACCGCCCAACGCCACGGUCCACGGCGCCGUCACGGUGCAGGAAGGCGGCCGGGUCGCGCUGUCCACCGACCACAUCACGGUGUCAGACCUGGACACGCCCAGGAAGGACCUCCUCCUCUGGAUGGUCACGCCUCCCAAAUACGGAUACAUCGAGAACACCAACACAGGAGGCUCUGUGGGCGGCUCGCGGGUCGUGACCCCUGACCUGCCGUUCUCCGUGGAGGACCUGACCUCCGACCACAUCUUCUACGUUCAGAGCGGCGAAGCUCUGAGCGCCACGCAGGACGUCUUCAGCUUCUACAUCAGCGACGGACACAGCCAGACGGAGGCGUUCAACGUGGAGAUCCACAUCCAGCAGAGUAAAGAGGACAGAGAGCCCGUGGUGGCGGUCAGCAGCAUCCACGUGGAGGAAAACUCUGGAGUCGUCAUCACCAACUCUUCUCUCAGCGUCAACGACCAGGACACGCCGGAGAACGAGAUCCUCUUCACCGUUAUCAGGAAGCCGUCCUACGGGAAGCUCCGCAGACGUCAGUUCUACUCCCAGCCUCUGGAGAACGGCCGAGUCCUGCUGCAGGGCUCCACCUUCACCUACCAGGACGUCCUGGACCAGCUGCUGGUCUACACGCCUGAGACCGCCAGCGGGGGCGCCGACGAGAUGGGCUUCACCCUCACCGACGGCAUCUACACCCACACGGGCCGCCUGGAGUUCACCAUGGACGUCCGGAGGACCGAAGGGCCCCGAAUGACGGUCAACAGAGGCCUGCAGCUUCCCGCAGGAUCUUCGUCUAAGAUCAGCGAGCAGAACCUGAAGGGGACGGACAUCGACUCAGACAGCCUGAAGCUCCGAUACGUCCUCACCAAAGACCCUCCCACCGGAAAACUGCAGCUCAGCAAGAACGGACGAAUGGAGAAGGUUUCUGUGAAAGGACCCGUCCAGAGCUUCAGUCAGGACGACGUCAACAAAGGCAUGCUGCAGUUCAGCCAUGAGAAAGGGGAGAAGGGAGGCAGCCUGUCCUUCAAGUUCAACCUGGUGGAUCCAGAGGGCAACAAGCUGAUCGACCAGUCCUUCUUCAUCAGUGUGCUCGAGGAUCGUCUUCCUCCCUCCGUGGUGGUGAAUAAAGGUCUGGUUCUGGACGAGAACACGAUGAAGAAGCUGACCACGCUGCAGCUGUCGUCCAGCGACCAGGACAGCGAGCCGGGAGAACUCGUCUACCGCAUCACCAGACAGACGAGCCUGGGUCACCUGGAGCACGCCACCCGCCCAGGCUCCAGGAUCAGCUCCUUCUCUCAGGCUGAUCUGGCGUCACGCAGCAUCCAGUACGUCCACACCAGCGAAGAAGAGAAGCACGCCGACCAGUUCUCCUUCACCGUGUCAGACGGGACCAACGAGGUGGCCCAGACCUUCUACAUCACCAUCAGGCCGGUGGACGACUCGCUGCCUCUGCUGCAGGUUCCUGGUAUGAGGGUCCAGGAGGGCGUGAGGAAGACCAUCACCGAGUUUGAGCUGAAAGCCACCGAUGCCGACACCGAGGCGGAGUCGAUCAUCUUCAGCGUGGUGCAGGCUCCUCGCCACGGCACCAUCGAGCGAACGGCCAACGGGCAGCACUACCGUCAGACCAGCAGCUUCACCAUGGACGACAUCUACCAGAACCGGAUCAGCUACAACCACGACGGCUCCAACUCCCUGAAGGACCGCUUCACCUUCAGCGUGGCCGACGGCUCCAACCUGCUCUUCAUGGUGGAGGAGGCCGGCAAGGAGAUCGUGACGGCUGCUCCACAGAAGUUCAAGAUCGACAUUCUGCCGGUGGACGACGGCACGCCGCGCAUCGUCACCAACCUGGGGCUGCAGUGGCUGGAGUACAUGGACAACAAGGCCACCAACCUGAUCACCAAGAAGGAGCUGCUGACGGUGGAUCCGGACACAGAAGACAGUCAGCUGGUUUAUGAGAUCACCUCGGAGCCCAAACAUGGUUUCAUGGAGAACAAAGUGAAGCCUGGCAGCCCCGUCGCCUCCUUCACUCAAGCUGACAUUAAUCUGGGUCUGAUCCGCUACGUGCUGCACCAGGACAACGUCCAGGAGACGAUGGACACCUUUAAGUUCCUGGUGAAGGACAGUAAACCCAACGUGGUGAUGGACAACGUCUUCCACAUCCAGUGGUCCCUCAUCAGCUUCCAGCACAAAAGCUACAACGUGAGCGAGAAGGCGGGCGUGGUGGCGGUGACGGUGAAGCGAACCGGGAACCUGAACCAGUACGCCAUCGUGCUCUGCCGCACUGAGCCGGGCGGCGCCACGUCCACCAGCAGCGCCGGGUCCAAACCGGGUCAGCAGGACUACGUGGAGUACGCCGGACAGGUGCAGUUUGACGAGCGCGAGGACACGAAGGUGUGCACCAUCGUCAUCAACGACGACGAGGUGUUCGAGGGGACGGAGAGCUUCAGCGUGGAGCUGAGCGUUCCCGUCUACGCUCUGCUGGGCGCCAACACGCUCGCCGCCGUCAACAUCAACGACACCGAGGACGAACCCACGCUGCAGUUCGACAAGAAGACGUACCACGUCAACGAGAGCUCCGGGUUCAUCCACGUUCCCGUCGAGAGGAAAGGCGACUCCUCCUCCACGGUGUCGGCGCUCUGCUCCACGGUGGCGAGGUCGGCUCAGGGCAGCAGCCUCGUGUCUCUGGAGUCGGGCUCCGACUAUAAGAGCCGCGGGACGAGCGGCGAGAACCGCGUGGUGCUGGGCCCCGGCGUCACCAUGACGACCUGUGACGUCAAGCUCAUCGACGACAGCGAGUACGAGCUGUCGGAGGAGUUCCAGCUGGUGCUGGCGGACGCCUCGGACAACGCCCGCGUCGGCGCCAUCACCACGGCAACCGUGGUCAUCGACGGCCCCAACGACGCCUCCACCGUCUCCCUGGGCAACGCCACCUUCACCUUCAGCGAAGACGCCGGAACGAUAGAGAUCCCGGUGCUGCGCCUCGGCAGCGACCUGUCCUCCGUCACGUCGGUGUGGUGCGCCACCCGACCCUCCGACCCGCCGUCGGCCAGCCCCGGGGUCGACUACAUCCCCAGCUCCAAGAAGGUGGAGUUCAAACCUGGAAGAACCGAGGAGACCUGCAGUCUGACCAUCAUGGACGACAUCCAGAACCCGUCGAUGGAAGGAUCCGAGUCCUUCGUGGUGUUCCUGAGCUCUCCUCAGGGCGCCGUGCUGCAGGAGCCGUACGAGGCCAACGUGGUCAUCACCGACACCUUCCAGGACAUUCCCAGCAUGCAGUUUGAGAAGAGCGCCUACACCGUGAAGGAGAAAGACGGCGUGCUGCACCUGCCCGUCAUCCGCUCCGGCGACCUGUCCGUCACGUCCUCGGUGCGCUGCUUCACCCGCACCAUGUCGGCCGCCGUGAUGGACGACUUCCAGGAGCGCCGGAACGCCGACGAGUCCCGCAUCACCUUCCUCCGAGGAGAGAAGGUGAAAAACUGCUCCGUUCACAUCAACGACGACUCUGUUUUCGAGCCGGAGGAGGAGUUCCAGGUGCAUCUUGGGACGCCGCUGGGCGACCACUGGAGCGGCGCCAUGGUGGGCGCCAGCGAUGUCGUCACCAUCACCAUCACCAACGAUGAAGACGCUCCGACCAUCGAGUUCCAGCAGGUGUCCUACCAGGUCCGAGAGCCUCCUGGUCCCGACGGCAUCGAGGUGCUCAACAUCAAAGUGAUCCGCCACGGAGAUCUGGACCGGACCUCCAAGAUCCGCUGCAGCACCCGGGACGGAUCAGCCCAGUCCGGAGUCGACUACAACCCCAAGAGCAGAGUGCUGAAAUUCACCCCAGGGAUGGACCACAUCCUCUUCAAAGUGGAGAUUCUGUCCAAUGAGGACAGAGAAUGGCACGAGUCCUUCUCAUUGGUCCUCGGCCCCGACGACCCCGUGGAGGCGGUGCUUGGCGAGAUCACCAUGGCGACAGUGACCAUCCUGGACCAGGAGGCGUCAGGCAGCCUGAUCCUCCCCGCCACGCCCAUCGUGGUGUCUCUGGCCGACUACGACCACGUCCAGGAGGCGACCAGGGAGGGCAGCAGGAAGACGCCGUCCCCGGGUUACCCCCUGGUCUGCGUCACGCCCUGCGACCCUCACUACCCCAAAUACUCUGUGAUGAAGGAGCGCUGCGAGGAGGCCGGCAUCAACCAGACGCAGCUUCACUUCUCGUGGGAGGUGGCGGCGCCCACCGACACCAGCGGCGCCCGCUCCCCCUUCGAGACGGUGACGGACACCACGCCGUACACCAGCGUCAACCACAUGGUCCUGGACAGUAUUUAUUUCAGCCGGCGGUUCCAUGUGCGCUGCGUGGCCCAGGCCCGGGACAAGGCGGGUCACCUGGGGACGCCGCUGAGGAGCAACAUGGUGACCAUCGGCACCGAGGGCUCCAUCUGCCACACCCCCGUCACCACGGGAACCGCCAGAGGCUUCCAGGCCCAGUCCUUCAUCGCCACGCUCAAAUACCUGGACGUCAAGCACAAGGAGCACCCCAACCGGAUCCACAUCUCGGUGCAGAUCCCCCACCAGGACGGCAUGCUGCCCCUGGUCUCCACCAUGCCGCUCCACAACCUGCACUUCCUGCUGUCAGAGUCCAUCUACAGGCAGCAGCACGUCUGCUCCAACCUGGUCACCUUCCAGGACCUGAAGGGGCUCUCAGAGACGGGUUUCCUGGACGACGUGUCGUACGACAGCAUCUCUCUGGGCCCGGGCUUCGACCGGCCGUACCAGUUCAACCCCAACGUCCGCGAGGCCAAAAGCAUCCAGCUCUACAAACACCUGAACCUGAAGAGCUGCAUCUGGACCUUCGACGCCUUCUACGACAUGACGGAGCUCAUCGACGUCUGCAGCGGCUCCGUCACCGCCGACUUCCAGGUCCGGGACUCGGCCCAGUCCUUCCUGACGGUGCAGGUCCCGCUCUACGUGUCCUACAUCUACGUGACGGCGCCGAGAGGCUGGGCUUCGCUGGAGCACCACACCGAGAUGGAGUUCUCCUUCUUCUACGACACGGUGCUGUGGAGGACAGGGAUCCAGACGGACAGCGUUCUGUCAGCCAGACUGCAGAUCAUCAGGAUCUACAUCAGAGAGGACGGACGGCUGGUGAUCGAGUUCAAAACACACGCCAAGUUCAGAGGUCAGUUUGUCCCUGAACACCACACUCUGCCGGGUCACAAGUCCCACCUGGUGGCUCCGGACCACCUGGGAGGCAUCGAGUUCGACAUCCAGCUGCUGUGGAGCGCUCAGACCUUCGACUCUCCGUUCCAGCUGUGGAGAGCCACCAGCUCCUACAGCAGGAAGGACUACUCUGGAGAGUACACGGUGUUCCUGGUGCCGUGCACCGUGCAGCCCACCCAGCCCUGGAUCGACCCCGGGGACAAGCCUCUGUCCUGCACCGCUCACGCUCCAGAGAGGUUUCUGGUGCCGAUCGCCUUCCAGCAGACGAACCGGCCCGUCCCCGUCGUCUACUCCCUCAACACUGAGUUCCAGCUGUGCAACAACGACAAAGUGUUCAUGAUGGACCCGGCCGACGGAGCCGGCAGCGACAUGGACUACAAGGGAGCCUUCUCCAUGGGCCAGACUCUGUACGGCAGAGUGCUGUGGAACCCGGAGCAGAACCUGAACGCAGCGUACCAGCUGCAGCUGGAGAAGGUGUACCUGUGCACGGGGCGCGACGGCUAUGUGCCCUUCUUCGACCCUACGGGGACGCUGUACAACGAGGGUCCCCAGUACGGCUGCAUCCAGCCCAACAAACACCUGAAGCACCGCUUCCUGCUGCUGGAUCGUAAACAGCCCGACGUUUGUGAUCUUUUCUUCCACGACGUUCCCUUCGAGGCUCACUUCUCCUCGGAGCUCCCGGAGCUGCAGGCCAUGGCGGCGAUGCCCGGAGUCGACGGCUUCACCAUGAAGGUGGACGCGCUCUACAAGGUGGAGGCGGGGCAUCAGUGGUACCUGCAGGUGAUCUACGUCAUCAGUCCGGAGUCCCGCUCUACCCGGAUCCAGCGCUCCGUCACCUACCAGCUGAGCCGCCCGAGACGGGACCUGGUGGACCGCAGCGGGCGCCUGACGCUGGACGAGUCUCUGAUCUACGACAACGAGGGCGACCAGGUGAAGAACGGCACCAACAUGAAGUCUCUGCGGCUGGAGGCGGGGCCCUCCGCCUCCUUCAACGCCCACGUGGGCAGCUCGGUGGGCGGGGGCGUGGCCGCCGUCACCCUGCUGGUCCUGGUCCUGCUCGCCGCCUGCUUCCUGAUCCGCCGCUGCCGCCGCGCCGCCAGCAACAAGAGCAAGAAGUCGGCCAAGCCGUACGAGGAGUACCCGCUCAACACCAAGGUGGAGGUGUGCAUGGACAAGUGCCUGGAGAAGAACUUCAGCACCAAACACUGCACCGUCAGGAACGUCAACGUCCUCAACCGCAACCAGGACGCCAACGGAAAAGUCAAACAGGUCAACCUGGAGGUGAAACUCCACAACAACCUCAACGACGGCACCGAGGUCUAGACGAGGACGGAGAGAGAGAGAGAG